Messenger RNA from Mollisia scopiformis, 1495 nucleotides. RefSeq lists its product as uncharacterized. Gene Ontology annotation, cellular component: cytoplasm; nucleus. The transcript has 3 exons. The coding region runs from base 441 to 1184 and encodes 247 amino acids. The record is from RefSeq and is a predicted model, not a curated record. Lineage: Eukaryota; Fungi; Ascomycota; Leotiomycetes; Helotiales; Mollisiaceae.
CAUAGGAAGCUUUGUUCCCAGAACAGCUUCCAUUCUGAAGAUCCGACGAUCUUUCUUACAAGUUCAGGAACCAAUCUCCCCCACGUCUGACCGAUAGGCGAUUUGUCGGCUCAUCCCCUUAUCGACCACCCCAAAAGCUCUGAGCAACUGUUGAGCUCAUCUAGAAACGGCUCGGAAUAUUUUUUCAACGCGCGAGUGUACCGCGUUGUUGGUCAAUAAUCUACUAGGGGAAAGGCACGGAUGUCCGCUUUACGAACGAGCUUUGUGGAUGAACCCGUCUCAUUCCUCAGCUUGGACAAUUUUGAACAGUAGCUCAUCCCAACCAGUCCAGCAGUUCAACUUAUCUCAGAGCUGUCAUCCAACCCUAUACACCAUUCAUGUGUUAGUAGGAUCUGGCUUCAAACAGCUUUUACGACGACGAGUAGGUACACGAUCACAAAAUGAAGUUUCUGUGUCUUCCAGGUGCGUAUGGAAGCGCAAAGAAUUUUGAGGUCCAAUUGGCCCCGUUCUGCAAAGAGAUGAGCACAGAUGGAACAGCAGAGUUCUUUUUCACACAAGGAGAAAACAAAUGCAUCCCACCUCCAGGAUUCGAAGACUACUUUGGACCAGCUCCUCAUUAUCGCUUCAUCGAAUAUGACGGCAUAGAACAGAAUGAUGUCCUGGAACGAGUGCGCGAUUUCCCUGAAGGCGAGAACCCGGAAGAUGUCCUUAGAGAACUCAUGCCAGAGGGAAGUGAGAAGGUUCAACAAAGCGUUAGGAACGCACUGGAUGCUCUCUACCUCAUCAUGGAACAACAUGGCCCUUUUGAUGCCAUAUGUGCAUACAGCGAAGGAACAGUCAUCAGCGGCUCUCUGAUCAUGGACGAGCAACGACGAUUUGAGAAGGAAGGGAGACCGAGACAGAUCAAGCAAGCUGUAUUCUUUGCUGGCUGGCCUCCCCUCAAGCCAGAUUCCAAUGAGAUGCUACUCUCAGACAUCAGCGAAGAAGUCAUCGAUAUCCCAACAUUGCAUUGUGUUGGUGCUGAUGAUCCGUACUUGCAUGGAGCUAUGGCCCUCUUCAACGUUUGUGAUCAGGAUGAAGCUAUUCUAUUCGAUCACGGGAAAGGACAUACCAUUCCUCGAGAUGCGCAAACACUUCAAGAGUUGGGAGACGCAGUGCGCGGACUACCUUUGGCGAGUUUUUGAGAAGGUUGAGAGAACGGAUCGGCGUUUCAACAGAUAUAAUUCUUAGAUCAUAGAUGUCAAAAGCCGGCUUGAGCCUGAAAUAAGAUCAGUCUCGGAGACUACUGCAAGUCCAGCAUCUUCAUCACGAUUUGUUGAAGCUUUGCAAAGAGACCUGAGAGUUUUCAUAUGCACAACACAGUAGAUAAUUUUCCUGCAAGAACCACUUGGUGCAGCAGAUGGAAAGUUACUUUCGGCACCGCUCCGAAUCUCAUCAUCUCAUCCCCAAGAAAGGGUCUUGCAGUGUAAGAAGUCAAAAAUUAACUUUAUGAUAU